GGAAGAGGGUAUGCGUGCGAAGGUUACAAGCAUACAAACGAGCAGUGCAAGAACAAGUUCAACCAGAUCCUUGACUACCAUAGAAGAUCGAAGGCGCACGAGAGCUGGUCCGGUUUGCCGAGCUACUGGGACAUGAAUCAGACAAAGCGGAAGAAGUACAACGUCGGCUUUGUGCUUCGUCGAAGUUGGUACGACAUCAUAUACCCGGCGGAGAAGGACAAGGACUUUAUGAACCUGUCCAAUUUGAUGGAUUCAGGGGCGGACGAGGAGCGUGUUGAAGAUGGAGAAGGACAAGGACUUUAUGAACCUGUCCAAUUUGAUGGGGGUGAAGAUCCGGCGGCCGGGUCUGGAGGUUUGGCCGGUGGCUCACGGUCGACAGGUUUUGAGCCGAUGCUUGGUAAACGCAAAAUAGCUGCCAGCAAUGCACGUGAAUCCGGUGUACAGGCUGUGACAGCUGCUAUGCGUGCUCACACGACAGCGCUAACACGAUCAGACUUGACUAUCGCGAAGAUGCCCUAUGAAGUGACACGUGACAUCGCUAUGCAGCAGGCUGAGGUUCAUCGGGAGCUUGUGCAGCAAGACAUUGCGUCACGCGAAAGGAUAGCUAACAUAAUGGGGGACAAGGUGGAGAAAGGUUAUUUCGUACUUGCAGAUUUGCUGAUGCCAUUCACAGCUUAUGUCCUUGUACAGACAGUCCAUCUAAGCACGUGGAGGGACGGGUUACUUGCCGCCAUUAGCUUUCACUUUCCCAGGGAUCUAAUGAUGGGAUAUGUCAAAGAACUCGAGAAGGAUGCUACGGUCGACACGGAGAACUUGCUAAAGGAGGAUCGCUUGUGGAACUAUUUGAUCCCUGCGUUACUUGCACGAAUUAUGCUCCCCACGCGGAUCCCCGAAAAACCGACGAGAUUUCCGCUCAACUCUCCGCGAGCAGCGACACGAAAGAGGGGCGUAGGUGCGCAGGACCAGAGUAGCAGCAUCAAUGCUCUAGGGCAAAUGACCACGUUAUCGACUGGCCGAAGAUCUUGGAAGAGGCAGAAGUGGGAUUGCGACGUGUUCUUGCACCUAAGGUACACUAGCAGGGUGAUGGAACCACUUUCCAUCAGGAGGCUGAUAAACGAAGUCCUGGCCAGGAUAAUAGGAGAUGAGACAACGACGAGGCUGGAGCGAACCAUGAUCGGUUGGACCUAUAACGACAGUAUCGCAUCUAGACAAUGCAGACCUGCGGAGGUAUUAUGUGAUUUUAACGUUGCGCAAUGGAUGGAGGCCUACGAUCCGGAGCAAUGUCCGUGCAAAUCUCGCAGAUACAUGGACAAUGCUUCGAUCGAGCCGCUCCAGAGCGAGGGUCAUACACACGUCAUCACUUUGGACUCGUCGAUCACAGACAAUCCACUACUCCAGGGCAUCAUCAACUCUGGACUGAACCAUAUCCCUUGCAUGACCCUGGACGUGGACGAGGUGGAGAACGAAGUGUGUGGAUUUCUAGACAGACUUUUGGCAAUGGUACUGGAACUGCGCGAGCUAACGAUGUCCACCCGAUCAUUUCUACGGAGGAUAAUCCUGAAGAAGGCGAGGGCGAAGAUGACGAAAUACAAGGAGCAACAUAGGCACGUAACCGCAGAGUCGUUCAAACAUCCGGCUGUCAAGCGGGAACUCCUUACCAGUCGCUUCCUCAUCAGCCCGACGAAUAAAGCCCCGAGCACUCCUGCCUUCGUAUGCAAGAACUUCAUACGAAAGCUCGCCUUUCAGAGGUUGUCUAAACCUGAGUUCGCGAGCAUCGCCGCCCCUCCUGCAUCGAUCAUCUCACGAAUACAGGGCGAACUUUCGGCUUUGCCCGCGAUGCCAACUGCACUGGCGACACUGCCAUACCUGGUGAUGGUGUUCAAGGCGCAUAAGGGCGCGUUCCACUGGACCACGAACACGACCGGGAUAGUGGUUUCCCCGACAGCGGACCUCUGUGCGUGUCUGCUUCGGUUUCUUCUCCCUCUGGUGCAAACAUUCUGCCAGGAGAGGAGCUUGGAGUUGGAGGAACGGUAUGGAGUAAAGGUGAACCUGUGGUGGUGGAUUGCCUCAGUGGGGGAGUUCUGUGCGAACCUGCCAGAGAAGAUUUACUCCAUCUUUACGGCGGAUAUCACUAGGUGCUUUGCGACGAUUCCCACGGACAGCUCGGGGGAUAGCCUACUGGCAGCGGUGAGGUUCUACGUACAGAGUGUGAUGCAGGUGCAAAGGGAGAGAAGCUCGAGCCACACCAUUCGAAUCAAGGUAGGGGAGGGCGCCCGGUUCUGGCCCUCGUGGGUGGAUGGCGAUCAGGCGGAGGGGCUGGGUUCUAUGCUGUUCGGAGAGGAAGAUGUUUGCUGGAUCAUGGAAUGGCGCAUUGCCAACAGCGUCCAAAGCGGAUCUGCAGCAAGUCCAGACCCCGCUGCUGCUGCUGUUGCUGCUACUGCUGCAGCGACAAGUGGUGGUACAGGGACUUCUGGAACUGUUGCAGCCCCGGGCCCGGACCCAGCAACGGUUGGGCCAGGCGGCAGCUUUGCUUACAUCGACAGGAAGGCGGCGCAGAUUCCGUCCAAGUAUGACGGAAAGGACGACGUCGAGGCUUGGAUCAGCUCCAUGCGGUCCUACUUUGAUGUAUUGGGGACACCCCUGUCCACUCAGUCGUCUAUCCUGGGGACCAAUGUGGAGCCCGUCGUGCGGGGUUCCUAGAAACCCAGGCUGUCCAAUCAGGCGAUAAGAGAAUAGACCUGAACAAGUGGCUGAAGACUACGCCUACUACCACACUUGAGGAUCUCUUGAUCAAACAAUAUGCUGAUCCACAUGCUGCCGUUAAAGCAAGAAUUAAGCUUGACAAGCUCAAGCACAGCAAGUGGGCCGGCACCAUGCAGUCUGCAGCAGUACGUAAGUAAACUCUUUGCUACUCCGGAUCUGGAGAUGACUGCGCAGUCUUGCUUGGAUGUGAUAAAAGGUACGGUCCCCU
Molecule: messenger RNA, 2971 nt
Organism: Chara braunii
Lineage: Eukaryota; Viridiplantae; Streptophyta; Charophyceae; Charales; Characeae
Source: the annotation of a GenBank genome assembly